GCAUAUGUUGUUACAACAUGUGUAGCAUGUAGCAUGAUGUACCGGUACCGGUAUCGUGAUAGCCCAAUCGGUCCCGAGGAGAACAACCGAGCGAGCACGAUACUACGAGUACCGGGAUCGGCUCCAUUGAUACUACCACCACAGCUAAAAAAUACUGUAUUACUGUAGUUCAUUGCCGUUCUCGUUUGUGUUUUCACUUUUUUGCCUCGAAACACCCACCGGAAGAAAAUCAAAACAAGGGGAGGACGAAAACACCAAACCAACCAACCACAAAACCAACAAAAUCGAGAUUCACCAGACGCGRAAUUCCAGAAUGGGAGGGCUGACGGUGCUCAAGUACCUUCUGUUGCUGGUCGUGGCGUUGUCGGCGACCAUGCUGGUCAUUCAGAUGCACGUCUUGGAACACCAUGUUUCUGCUGUUUCGAGCCACGUGUGGUCACCUUCGCAUUCGUCGCCAAUCUUUUUGGCGGAGGGAAGGAAAGCGAUGCCAGACGGCAGAAACUUGAAGAAGCGGGACGAAAACGAAAACGACAACGACAACGGGAACGAAAACGAAAACGACAAUGAGAGUGGCGGAGGAGUGGACGACGACGACAAUGACGACAGGGGAGACGAAAACGGUAGCGCGAAAGAUCCAAAUGGGGAACUAGGCGACGUGGAGUUUGACAUUGACACUGCGAAAGACAUCGAAGACGACCUCAAACCCAUCCUGAAGAUUCUAGAACAGGGMGGAUACGAUGUUUCCGAAAAGAACAAAGGCAUCGAUCGAUCGAAGCUUCCCCGCUGGUCCGAGGUCUUGGCGGCCUACGGACCUCCCCGCGUCGUCGGUUUGGAGUUUUGUCAGCACUACAGGGACGUUGUCCCGCCCCACAAGCGGAACAUGGCUCCGGCAGGGAUGUUCAACAGUGGGACCAACCUGCUGGCCCAGUUGCUCCACGCCAACUGCGAUUUUUCCUUGCGUUCCAAGGUCCUCUGGCAGCCGAUCUGGGGCAAGCACUUCCCGGGGAACUCACGGACCAACCACACCAUUUCUUUCAAGAAGCCAGGGCAGGCAAAGCUGUAUCGCGACAAGCCCUACCACACGACACUGCCGGUGGUGUCGAUCCGGGACCCCUACACGUGGAUGCAGAGCAUGUGCCGGCAAAACUAUGCGGCCCAGUUCGCCUUCGCGAAGGACCAGUGCCCCAAYAUCAUCCCGUACCCGAGCGACAUCAAGGCGCAUCCCCGCUACGGGAACAAGAAGUACGUCCCGGUCAACGUCAAGUACACCAAAGGCUGGACGGUCCACCACGAAUCGCUGGUGCACGUAUGGAACGAAUGGUACCAAUCCUACCUCGAGUUCGAGGGCGACGACGGAGAUCGCCCCGAGGGUACCCUUCCGAAACUGAAGGCACCAGAGAUGCCCUACGUGAUGGUCCGGAUGGAGGACCUGGUCUUUCACGGACCGACCGUGGUUCCACAGCUCUGCGAGUGCGCGGGGAGCAAGUACCUCUGGGGCAACAACACGGACCUGUUUCGCCACACCUCCACGGUCGCCAAUGCCAACCACGGCAUCGACGUCUCGGCGGGAAUGGACACGGGCCUCCUCCGGAGCAUCGUGAAGUACGGGAACAUUGCGAACCGCCGAAUCGGGUAUCCGGCCAACCAGCUGGAGGCGGUGAAAGAACUCCUGGAUCCAAGGAUGAUGGACAUUCUGGGCUACACCUACGAGGAACCAUAGCCGACCACAACAUUGCGAAUGGACAACCACCCGCACGGCUAUCGAUACGAAUAGAGAUGCCAGGGAAUG
Messenger RNA from Pseudo-nitzschia multistriata, 1789 nucleotides. The record is from the annotation of a GenBank genome assembly. NCBI's taxonomy places the organism in Eukaryota, Bacillariophyta, Bacillariophyceae, Bacillariales, Bacillariaceae.